AUUCCGGCUGAAACUACUGACCCGCGAGGCGACCGUUUUGACAGCCGCCGUGGUUCUUAACGAGACGCUAAACUACAACCAACGCAUGAUUUACCACUUCCAAAUUGAGGCCACAGAUGGCGUUCACAAGACACAGACAACUUUUGAGGCACGUGUGAAGGAUGUGCAGGACAAACCGCCUGUCUUCCAGGGUUCACUCUCGACGAUCAUCGAUGAGGACAGUCCCAUUAACACGCCGGUGCUGACGGUUCAUGCUCGUGAUGGCGACACGGGUGAACCUCGCAAGAUAGUCUACGAUCUGCUGAGCAAUCCCAAUGAUUACUUUCUGCUCGACUCGCACAGCGGUGAGCUGCGUACAGCCAAGCCCUUGGAUCGUGAGGCGUUAACAGAUUCUACUGGUCUCAUUCCAUUGUUGAUACGCGCCCGAGAACUGGUGAAUGGUGUGCCCAGUGAUGAUCCAUUGACCAGUGCGACGGCCAGAGCUACAGUGACCAUCCGCGAUGUGAACGAUUCGCCGCCGACAUUCAAUAAGAAGGAGUAUGAAGUAGAGCUGCUGGAGAAUACGGCGGAGGGAACUCCUCUGAAUCUGGAUAUGAGUGUGAGCGAUGCGGAUGUGGGCAUCAACUCAAAGUUUGCACUCCGAUUGGAAGAUUUGUCGGGAGUUUUUGAUGUGGAGCCCAAGCUGGUCACCGGCUACUCGCAAGUCAACAUACGCGUGGCCAAUGGAACCUUGGACUAUGAGAAUCCCGAUCAUAGGAAGUUCAUUGUCCUGCUGGUUGCGGAGGAGACGGACACCAAUCCCAAGCUGUCCUCAACGGCCACUAUACACGUUAGUGUGCGGGAUGCCAAUGACAAUAAGCCCACCUUCGAGCAGGAAAGCUACUCGGCCACCGUCUCCGAGGCAGCGUUACCUGGUCAGUACAUCACAACAAUUACCGCCAAGGAUGUGGACUCGGGCAGCUUCGGAGAUGCCGGCAUACGUUACAGUUUAUCCGGCACAGGAGCCGAGCUCUUCAAUGUCAACGACCAAACGGGAGUGAUUACCCUGGCCGAUUGUCAACCGCAGAGCAACAGGCGGCUGAGACGUGACCUCCAUGAGAAUGAGAGCGAUGCUCACGCACUCGAGAUGCUCUCCAUGCAUGCAAAUCCCAACUCGGAGCUGCGAGAGAUUAACACAGAGCCCACCGUGCAAUAUACGCUAAUCGCGCAAACUCCUUUACAACCUGAGGUAGCUGCUCCACCUUCACCUUCAUCUCCAUCAGCAUCAGCAUCACCAUCACCAUCAACUGCUAAUGACGACAAAGACGCCAGCAGCAAGGCGACGGCGACGUGUCUUGACUAUGAAACGGAGACCACGUACUUCUUGUCAUACAAGGUGAAUGUGGGGAACGGGAAAGAGCAGGCGUAG
Messenger RNA from Drosophila innubila, 1408 nucleotides. Its product is annotated as cadherin-87A-like. Gene Ontology annotation, biological process: homophilic cell-cell adhesion. Gene Ontology annotation, cellular component: plasma membrane. The annotation marks the transcript as partial. The transcript is spliced from 2 exons. The record is from RefSeq and is a predicted model, not a curated record. Lineage: Eukaryota; Metazoa; Arthropoda; Insecta; Diptera; Drosophilidae. Gene Ontology annotation, molecular function: calcium ion binding.